This is a messenger RNA of Frankliniella occidentalis (western flower thrips), 627 nucleotides long. It is a transcript of the gene Uxt, whose product is annotated as protein UXT homolog. Gene Ontology annotation, biological process: negative regulation of transcription by RNA polymerase II. The record is from RefSeq and is a predicted model, not a curated record. The coding region runs from base 172 to 621 and encodes 149 amino acids. Gene Ontology annotation, molecular function: transcription corepressor activity. The transcript has 2 exons. NCBI's taxonomy places the organism in Eukaryota, Metazoa, Arthropoda, Insecta, Thysanoptera, Thripidae.
UCGGCAUCCUCAAGACGGCAUCAGCGCAGGAACGAACGUUGAGGCAUGCAGCGCGCGCGCGGAAACAGACAAGCGAACCGUCAACGAAAACAGUCUGACAACAUUGUAACAUUGCCACAACAUGCGUGGUUUUGGCAAGAUAACUCGCGAGUGUCUGCGUAACAAUUGACAAUGGAAGAAUCGUUUAUCUCUGAAAAGAUCUUGAAGUUUGAAACAUUUGUCAACGAUGUUUUGAAAGGGGAUUUAAGGAGACACGAAAAUCAUUUGGAUCAAGUCAACAGAGAAAUAGCUGAGUAUGUUGAACUGAGAAGUAUGAUCACCACUAUAGAGGAAGCUGACUUUGGCCCAGAUGGAUUUAAGACAAAAGUUGAUGUAGGUUGUAAUUUUUAUAUGCAAGCAAAUGUAGUACAACCCAACAAACUUUUUGUUGACAUUGGACUUGGUAAUUAUGUCGAGCUAACAACUAAAGAAGCCCUGAAAUUUUGUGAAAUGAGGAUAUCUCUAUUGACUAACAAAGUGAAAGUUAUUCAGAGAGAAUGUGCCAAAACAAAAGGCCAUAUUAAACUGGUAUUGCAUGGAAUAUGUGAACUAAGUAAUCUUCCUUCAAAUAUAAACAAAUAAGUACAA